Molecule: messenger RNA, 1385 nt
Organism: Hypanus sabinus (Atlantic stingray)
Lineage: Eukaryota; Metazoa; Chordata; Chondrichthyes; Myliobatiformes; Dasyatidae
Product: protein ATP6V1FNB
Exons: 3
Coding region: 87-635 (182 amino acids)
Source: RefSeq, a predicted model, not a curated record
UCUUGUUGCAAUGACAGCGCAGGAGCAAACCCAAAGCUAGUUCUGGACGGAUUUAAAUUGUUUCUUUAUCAAAUUAAUUCAAAGAAAUGAAAAACCUGAUUGAUGCUCGAAGUCAGAAAUGCUGGGCAGAACUUAUUGACAAAGAAUCUUCUACUCGGGUAGUAUGGAGAGAGAAGUAUUGGGAUAAACAACUCAUUGUUCCCGACACUACUGCUAAGAAACAGUCCAAGUUGUUCAAACUUCCCGCGAAGGAUAACAUUCUUCCAGCAAUUCACACUCCAAAGCAACAGGAAGGAAGAAAGAAACCAGUUCAGGGAACACCUGUAAAAAUUGAGCCGAUUCAGGAGAUGCGACCGGUAACUCCUCAGAUUCGAAGUCUGCUGUAUGACGGCUUUACUAAGGAGCAGAAGGGCAGGCACUUGUACCUGAAAAAGAGAAUGGCAAAACCCCCCGAGGAAAAGUUUCACUAUCCUCUUCUAUCAUCCUGGACAUACGGCUGGAGGCUGGGUGAUGUUAUGGAGGAACUCCGGUUGCCAGCUCAUGGUCGACUGAGAACUCUGAAUGACACUUUCUAUUCGAGAAACGGUAUCUUCUACAAGCAAUCUGCAACUGAUGCACUUGCUCAGCUAAACUGAAGAAUGGGACAGCAACUCUCCAAUGAUAUUUUAAGUAGAGGGUCGAUGGAGCAAGCACAAACACAAUGACAACUGGUUAAAGUAAGAUGAUGUGUAAACCACUUGAGCAUCAUAUAAAGCGGAAAUGCAACUCAGAUGAUUUUUUUGGAGAGGAAUGCUUGGCUGCUUGGCAUAGAACUCAGUAGAAUUAUUGGCACUAAAGUGACUAAUGGAUAUCCAGGGACACUGAGAUGGAAGAUCAGCCAUGAAAUGAUGAAUGUUCUAUGGAUGUAAUCAUUAGGGCGUAUUCUGGAAUUGUGGAAUAUAGCAAAUAUUCAUUUCAGCAGCAACCCGUCUGAAUGUGGAUUAUAGAUUGGGUUUAAGAUACAGCUCAGAACAAUGAUUUGCAGACUGGGGGUGAUUGUGAGCCAAGAAACACUCAUUGAUGUGAGAGGUCUGCAUGUGCAUGAAUGUAGCUCAGGGACAAUUGUGAUUAGCAUUUAUUUUGGGUGUCUGGCAUGCUGGUGUGGAGAUUUGGGUGUUUGAAAAUGAUACACAAUUCAAAGGAAGAUUUGCGGAUACAUUUUAACUAUAGAAUUUCCUGCUAUUACCUUUGGUGUUGAGCAUAUAAAAAUGUCAUGUAAUGUCGGAUCAGGGAGCCUCUUCUUCUGAGCGUUAUUCUACUUCCUUUGACAUAUACACAUUGAAUAAAAUUCAUUAAAAAUGAGUUGUGAUUUCAGCCAAUUAUUCCAGAUACAGAACUUACGCCGC